Molecule: messenger RNA, 219 nt
Organism: Perkinsus marinus ATCC 50983
Lineage: Eukaryota; Perkinsozoa; Perkinsida; Perkinsidae
Product: glutamate synthase, putative
Exons: 3
Source: RefSeq, a predicted model, not a curated record
GCGAUGGACUUCCUCUCACUAUCGCAGAAGAGUUGGCUGGACUCUGAGCACGAUGACGAUAAGUUCAUCGACUGUGCUGGUCGUAAGGUGGUGGUCAUUGGUGGAGGCGACACUGCUGUUGAUUGUGUUGCCACGGCGAUCCGUCUGGGCGCGGAAAGCGUUCUGCAGUUUUCUAGAAGGCUGUCACGGUGCACGGAAAUACGGGAGAUGAGUAAAUGA